UACGUCAUAGUCAGUUUGUUGAGGAGUCACAUCAAAGAGGAGCACGCCAUGUGCACUGGUGCUCACAAGGGGGAGUUCUGAAGAUUUGUGCCUCUUCUUAGUUUUUUUUUUCUCUUUUUUUUUCUUUUUAAAUAAAUACCUCGGUUAGCUGGACUGAAUUUAUUAACAACUCGACACACCUUAUUGUACGUUUAACAUUGAAAAGUUGCAGGCGGUUGGGACGCGUGGACUACCGCUUGAGGAAACGAGGCAGGAUGUAUCAUGAAGAAACGGCUACUCUACAUAAACCACGUUAUGGAACCAUUCAGGAUGAUGAAAGACGGUCAGCGGAGGAGAUGGAUGAGAGGCGGCGGCAGAACAUUGCCUAUGAGUACCUGUGUCACCUAGAAGAGGCCAAACGGUGGAUGGAGGCCUGCCUGGAAGAAGAACUGCCCACUACUACAGAACUGGAGGAGGGACUGAGGAAUGGUGUCUAUCUUGGCAAACUUGCCAACUUCUUUGCACCCACAAUGGUUUCAUUAAAAAGGAUCUAUGACAGAGAUCAAGCUCGGUACAAAGCGAACGGACUGCACUUUAGGCACACUGACAACACAGUUCAGUGGCUCAGGGCCAUGGGGUCAGUGGGUCUCCCAAAGAUAUUUUACCCAGAAACAACAGAUGUGUAUGAUCGUAAAAAUAUGCCCAAAGUAGUAUACUGCAUACAUGCACUCAGCUUGUACUUGUACAAACUCGGCAUUGCACCACAAAUCCAAGAUCUAUUGGGGAAGGUGGCUUUUACAGACGAAGAGAUAAGUAACAUGAGGAGUGAGCUGGACAAAUAUGGUAUUCAAAUGCCAGCUUUCAGUAAGAUUGGAGGAAUCCUGGCCAAUGAGCUAUCAGUGGAUGAAGCAUCAUUACACGCUGCUGUUUUUGCCAUCAAUGAGGCAGUUGACAGGGGUCAGGAAUCUGUAACGAUGGCAGCCCUCAGGAAUCCAAACGCGAUGCUGAGAAACACCCAAGAAGCUUUGGCGCAAGACUAUCAGGACAUGUUGACCCAGGCCAAGACCCGAAAACAAGCUCAGUCCUCAAGCAGUUUUUCCUCCAUGUGUACUGAGGAAAGAGAUGUUUAUGAGGAGCUGUUGACACAGCAGGAGAUCCAGAGUUGCAUAGACUUUGCAAACAUCCAAGAAGCAGUAAAGCAGGUAAAUCAUGCAGUCUGUGCUCAGGAUACAGCAUCUCUUAUGGAUGCACUAAGGCUUCCAGUGCUGGCGUUGCAUGGAGUGCAGAAUGUAAACCAUGACUGCUACCUGGAACACUUUACCACAUAUUGUCAGCACAAAUCCAAGAAUGAAGACAGGGCAGUUCUGGUGGAUAAGGAAGAGAUUCAGAGAGUUCUUAGCUCUUGUAAUGAUUUUGCAGAGGCUGAAAGAAGAAAACUUGAGGCAAUUUCAGCAAUCAACACGGCUAUUCGUCUCGGUGACGCAGUGGUGACCUUGGAUGAGCUCAGUGACCCCGAAGCUCAACUGCCAAUUGUUUACCCAACAGCUGCCAAUCUGUAUCAGAAUGAGCUCUUUAGUUUGCAACUACAAGGAGGGAGGUCUGGCCUGAACCACGAGGACUUGUGUGUGGCUGUAGAAAUGCUGUCAGCAGUAGCUGUCCUCAACGAGGUUCUGGACACCAAGGAUCCACAGGCUGUGAUCGAGCAACUAACCGAUUCACUUCUUGGUUUUACAAAUAUGGACCAAGAUAACCUUAACAGGUAUACAGAAGCCCUAAUCCAAGAACGGGAGGAGUCUCUUGCAAAAGGCCAAGAAUUUCUCACUUGGAAUGAUGUUCAAAAGUGCAUUGAUGUCAUCAACAUUCAGGUCCUUGAAGAGCAUGAACGAAUCAUAGCAAUAGCUGAGAUUAACGAGGCAUUGAACUCUGGUGAACAUCAGCAGACACUUGCAGCCCUGCUCCUCCCCACUGCCAAGUUGACAGGGGUGAACCCAGUCACAUCCAAACACUACCAUGAGGUCUUACAAUAUACUAAACAACUACUCUGCCAGACCUCUGGAGACGAGUCUGCUUUACUGUGGCUGGACCAAAUUCAAGACGCUAUACAUGCAGCCAACCAAAAUGCAGAAGAUGCUAUCACAAUGGCAGAAGCUGUAGCUGACAUAAACGAUUUGGUAGUACAGGGUGACUCCAAGAAUACUUUGCAGGCUCUGCAAUUACCAAAUGCAGGUCUGAAACUUGUACUUGCUGAAUGUGCUGACAUGUACCAGGCUGAACUUGCAGAAGCACAAAGACAGAUGGCACCUCAAGGCCCUGAGAGUGUGUGGGUGAAACACUGCAUAAAGGAAAGAUAUGACUACUACUAUAAUCUGGACACAGGAGACGGUAUCUGGGAGGAGCCUGAAAGCUUUAGAAACAAUAGUCGGCAUCUCAAUAAAGAGGAAAUUCAGAAUGCAAUCAGUUGUGUGACUGCACAAUAUAAUCGGGAACAGUUGUGGUUGGCCAAUGAGUUCUUGGUGACAUUGCUGCAGGCGAGGAUCCGAGGUUUUCUGGUGAGGCAAAGGCACACUCAGAGAAUGGAGUACCUGCGUCAGCAAGAACCCCAUGUCAUCAGGCUGCAGGCCUUUUGGAAGGGUUACAAGCAAAGAAAAAUAUACAACGACAGGAUAAAAGUGCUUCAUGAAAACGUUAGCUCAGUUGUCAAGAUUCAGUCUUUUGUUAGAAUGUGGAGGGCCAGACGUAAUUACAAAGAACGUUUGAAAUACUUCAAAGAUCAUGAGAAGGACAUUGUGACGAUCCAGGCUUUUGUGAAGGGCCAUAAAGCAAGAAAAAAUUAUAGAACUCUAACUGGCGCCAAGGAUCCUCCCCUAUCAGUAGUGCGCAAGUUUGUCCACUUGCUAGAACAGAGCGCUUUGGAUCUGCAGGAAGAGCAGGAAGUGACGCGGCUCAAGGAAGAAGUCGUCACGAAAAUACGCUCAAAUCAGCAGAUGGAGCAAGAUUUGAAUGUGAUGGAUAUCAAGAUUGGGUUGCUGGUCAAGAACAGGAUAACACUGCAGGAUGUUGUCUCCCAUAAUAGGACAAUGAAGAACAUGAAAAAUGAAUCGAAUAACGAUGACCUGGCCAAUGUUGACAAAUUAGGAAUAAAGGGAUUAAAUAAAGGAAAACGGAAAAAACUGGAAGCCUACCAACAUCUUUUUUAUCUACUGCAGACUAACCCAACCUACUUGGCCAAGCUCAUCUUCCAAAUGCCCCAAAACAAGUCUACAAAGUUUAUGGACACUGUGAUCUUCACUUUGUACAACUAUGCCUCCAACCAGCGAGAGGAAUAUCAAUUGCUCAAACUGUUCAAAACAGCUUUAGAUGAAGAAAUCAGGUCUAAGGUUGACCAAAUUCAAGAUAUAGUGACAGGCAAUCCCACAGUCAUCAAGAUGGUGGUGAGCUUCAACCGAGGAGCGCGAGGCCACAAUACUUUACGACAAUUGCUGUCUCCGGUCGUCAAAGACAUCAUUGAGGACAAAAAUCUUGGUAUCAACACCAACCCUGUCGAUGUUUACAAAGCCUGGGUCAACCAGCUAGAGACGGCCACUGGAGAAGUUAGCAAUUUGCCCUACGAAGUGACUCCAGAGCAGGCCAUGUCACAUGAAGAAGUACGCAACAGGCUGGAAGCAUCCAGUAUUGCGCUUCGCUCUGCAACAGAUAAAGUCCUUAACUCCAUUGUGUCCUCCCUGGAUGAUAUUCCUUAUGGCAUGAGAUACGUAGCGAAGGCUCUGAAAAACUGCCUCCAUGAAAAGUUUCCAGAUGCAUCAGAAGAUGAACUAUUUAAGGUUGUAGGAAACUUGCUGUACUACCGCUACAUGAAUCCUGCCAUUGUAGCGCCUGAUGGAUUUGACAUUAUUGAUCUAUCAGCUGGAGGGCAACUCCACGUGGAUCAGCGUCGCAACCUGGGAUCUGUAGCAAAGAUGCUACAGCACGCUGCUGCUAACAAGUUGUUUGAGGGCGAGAACGCACACAUGACGCCGUUGAACGACUUCAUAUCCCAGACAUAUGAAAAGUUUCGGGUGUUUUUCCAGUCUGCCUGUGACGUCCCUGAACCCGAGGAGAAAUUUAAUAUUGAUGAAUACUCAGAUCUGGUAACACUGAGCAAGCCCAUCAUCUACAUUUCUAUUGAAGAGAUAAUCAAUACGCACUCGCUGCUUUUGGAACAUCUGGACGCCAUCUCGCCAGACCCGAACGACCUGUUGCACGAGCUCCUGCAGGACCUGGGAGAUGUCCCUGAUGUUGAGACGCUACUUGGUGAAGGGGUCGUUCAUAGCAGUGAUACAAACAAGGAACUAGUUCUCAAUCAGCAGGCCAAGACUGAGAUCUCCCUCAUCCUCACUAGCAAGUUUGAGCUGCUCGAGGGGGAUGACAAAAACUUGAAGACUCUCACGACCAAGACAAAGAAACUUGUUGUAGAUGUGAUUCGAAUUCAACCUGGAGAAACGUUGCUUGAAAUUUUAGACACCCCAGCCACAGAGCCUCAGGAGACGGAACAUGCCAAGAUAGCAAUGCGACGGGCAGUGCAGGAUGCUCAGACCCCAGAUGAUCUAAAAAGCAGCCCUGCCAUACUGGAGGACAGUCAGCUCCCUCUGGAGCAGAAGAAGAGGAAGAUCCUGAGGAAUCUUCGGAACUUGGAGCAGGCUAAUCUUGUAUCUCCCACAAACAAAUACCAGGAUAUCAUCACUGACAUUGCUAAGGAUAUUCGCUACCAAAGACGCUACAGACAAAUGAGGAAAGCCGAGCUGGUGAAACUCCAGCACACGCUUUCGGCACUCAAUUCGAAAACAGCCUUCUACAGGGAACAAAUGGACUAUUACGACACUUACAUAAAGACAUGCCUAGACAACCUCAAUCGCAAGAAUUCACGCAGGUCAAUCAAAAUGGAAAACAAAGGAGACUUGAAGGGCAGCAAAAAGUCAAAAUCUUUGAAGUACACCGGAGCGAGGUUACACGAGAAAGGAGUCAUUCUGGAGAUUGAAGGACUUCAGACAAAUCAAUUCAAAAAUGUCAUGUUUGAAAUUUCACCAUCUGAGGAAGUAGGGGAUUUCGAGGUAAAAGCUAAGUUUAUGGGGGUCGAGAUGGAAAAAGUUCAGCUUCAUUUCCAGGAUCUUUUGCAGCUCCAAUAUGACGGCGUGGCUGUCAUGAAGAUGUUCGACAAAGCUAAAGUGAAUGUGAACUUGCUCAUCUUCUUCCUAAAUAAAAAAUUCUAUGGAAAAUGAGGAAAAAAAGAAAUUAUGGAAGCUGGAAAUGGUUUGUGCCUUUGGACGGCACUGUUUGUUAAAAUCAAAGACGUCCGAAAAUAUUCGUCAUGAAACUAUUCUUUCUCUGAAUAAUUUAAUAAAUUAAGAUAUUUUUGCUUUCUUUGGAAGAAAAACACUAUUAUUUUGGUCACCGAAUUAUCAAGCAGUUACAUCAGAAGGCCGCAUCCCACGUGGCUAGUUCAAAUGCUGUAGUUCACUGGUGCCUUUUAAUCAAAAGUGUCAAAAUCAUAUUUUAAUGAAAUAAAACUUUUAAAAGUUGCAAUGAAUGUAUUUUUAAUAUAUAUAUAUAUAUAUAUUGUUGGUGUAAAGUGAUUUUGACAAUGUCAUAAAUAAAAAUGUAUUUCAAAUCUA
This is a messenger RNA of Corythoichthys intestinalis (scribbled pipefish), 5627 nucleotides long. It is a transcript of the gene iqgap2, whose product is annotated as IQ motif containing GTPase activating protein 2. Lineage: Eukaryota; Metazoa; Chordata; Actinopteri; Syngnathiformes; Syngnathidae. Gene Ontology annotation, cellular component: cell cortex. Gene Ontology annotation, molecular function: GTPase activator activity; calmodulin binding; actin filament binding. The record is from RefSeq and is a predicted model, not a curated record. The transcript is spliced from 38 exons. Gene Ontology annotation, biological process: mitotic actomyosin contractile ring assembly actin filament organization; regulation of GTPase activity. Bases 255 to 5234 code for a protein of 1659 amino acids.